Tilletiopsis washingtonensis is the source of this 3076-nucleotide messenger RNA. RefSeq lists its product as hypothetical. Bases 487 to 2925 code for a protein of 812 amino acids. The record is from RefSeq and is a predicted model, not a curated record. NCBI's taxonomy places the organism in Eukaryota, Fungi, Basidiomycota, Exobasidiomycetes, Entylomatales. The transcript has 4 exons.
GCCGCGACCGCGACUGAGAGCGACAGGCGGCCUGUGCGGGGAGAGGAGGACAAGGGAGCUCGGCAGCUGGCUCCCUUCCUCACCACCACCGCUCGCACCUCGCGCCCGUCGCCUGCGGCUCCCGCACCAACAUCCACCGGCACCGCACCCACACCGCACGGUGACGGCGCGCCGGCAUCGCAGGCACGCACGCCGUCAGCGCGUCGCGUAGAGUGCCUCGAGGUGCACUUUGUGUCGGCUCGAUUGCAGCGUGGGAAGGGCAGAGCUCGAGCGCUUCUUGCCCGUCGAGUUCGAGUCGCGCAAGCGUCGCACGCCACCUCAUACUGCACGACCACUUCGUCACUCGCUGAUCGUCUGCGCUCGUCAUCCCCACCACCUCGCACGGUGCAGCCUCCGUGAAGCAAGCCUGGGCUCGCGCCUCGCUCCGCACACAGCGUCGCCCGUUCACCAGCCUCUCCGCCACGCGCGCCGCCGCCGCUCGUCGCGAUGCCCUCUCGUGCGCCGAAGGUCAAGCAGGUGUGGCUGCGGCACGAGCCGUCGCACGUGCAGGCAAUCAUCGAGCCACGCGUCGACGACACGACGCCGUUCCACAUCGUGCCUCGCGUCUCGGAAGCAGCAGCGAAUCUGGAGCGCUCAGCGAUGCUCGGCGCCGAGUUGUUCGCGCCCCGCGACGCCGAGUUCAACGUGCGCGUCUGCUUUCUCCCGUCGGCGGCGAGCGCCCUCGAUAACACAUACUACGGCCCCGAGCCGGAGAGCAGCUACGUGCUCACGGUGCGCAUCUACAACGAGGACGGCGCCCUGGAAGCCAAGAGCUUCUGCAGCUUCAUCCACAACACACUGUGGCGCACGUACAGCAUCAACUGCGAUCUUCUCGACACAGAGCACCACUGGCCGCUGCUGAAGCAUCACGAGAGCGACGCAGAGCAGGCGCCGCUCUGCAUGGGCGCGCGCGUCGAGUGCGAGGUGCGACGCACCGUCAUCUAUGGCUUCGACGACGAGGAGGGAGAGCGCCGAGAGAGGGAGAUGGAGGAGGUAGACCAUGACUCAGAUGAUGGACCGCCCGUGGCGACGUUCUGCUGGCUGCGCAAGGACCCCUCGACGCGCACGACGGCCGUGUCCGAGUCGCCCGGCGCGCUCUCCGUGCUGUCUUCCGUCUCCGACCAGCUUUCGCAGUCCAGCCCGACCCGCAAGAAAGCUGCGCCCUCGCCUGCGCAUCCCAAGCACAUCCUCGUCCCCGACUCUGCCGAGUCCUCGACGAGCAACUCGCGCUCCGUCCUUUCGUCCGAGGAGGAGGACUCUGAGCCGUCAGGAUCGCCUGAGGCGCCGUCUCGCCGCCGCUCGCCUUCGCCCUUCGUCCCACCCGAGGCGGCGCGCGCAGGCAGCUCGCGCAAGCGCAAGCCAGCUGCGAACGCGCGUGUUGAGAAGGCCGUUCCUGCUCCUUCGAGCAGCACCCCGGCGAGUCAGCGACCCAAAGCACGGCCGUCGGCGCUGCGUACGCAGCGCGGGUCCUCUGGUCAGCGAGAGGCUCCUCGCCCGCAGGAACCUCGGCCGGAGGUCUCACGCCACGUCGUUUCCCCUAGUGUCUCGAGCCUAGGAGCAAGCCCGGCCAAGAGCGUCAGCCAAGAGGCUUCUGCUUCCACGAGCGCAGCCGCUGCCGUCGCUCCGCAUCUCAGCGACGACAUCGUCUCCGCCGGCAUCGCAGCGGCGCACGAGCAGACGCAACGGUACGCGCCGCAGGAGGCAGAGCCCGUCGAGGCGGAGUCGCACGCAGCGCCGCACGAAGAGGGCGAGUGGCAGGACUUCGGCGACGACAUGAACGACUGGCCCGGGCCUUCCGCGACGAACGGAGGAGGCGGCGCGCAGGACAACAGCGGCGACUCGGUGAUGCUCUCGUCGGCGCCACUGGAGCGCACAGCCUCGAGGCUGCCGAUGGUCCCAGAGCCGCAGCCGGCUCAGCAGCAAGAGCAGCCAUCGCACUCGACGAGAUCUGCGUCGAACUCGUCGGCGCUGGAAGUUGCCGCCCAAGUGCUGUCUGCGCCUCUCGCAGCCCGGCCGAGCGGCUCGUCGCACACUCUGCAUUCGGAGUCGCCCUUCGGCCAGGGCCUGCCGAAUCUGUCGCCGCGCGCACGCACGGCCACUCGCACCGCCUCAACGGAAGUGUACUCGCCCCAGCCUCGGCCGGCGUCGAUGCUUUCCGACGCACGAGUCCCACUCAAUGGCGCGGUCGACAAUCGCUUCGCGUCGACGUCCUUCCGCGACCACUCGGUGCUGAGCGACGCACGCGCGCCAUCGAUGUCGGCGCCGGCUCAACGCGCCGACUCCGUCGUGGCGCAUGCCGCCGCCGCUGCCUACUCAAACGGCAUCAAGCGCGGCGAGUCGUUCGACGAGCUGCAGUGGCAGGAGCUCGCGGCGCUCGGCAUCAAGCGCGGCGAGUCGUUCGACGAGCUGCAGUGGCAGGAGCUCGCGGCGCUCGACAAGCACGAGCUCGUCUCGCAGCUGCUGCAGCUCAAGAAGGAGUACGACGGCGAGCAGCGGCUCGGCGACGGCUUCUAUCAGACAACGAUGAAACAACGCGAGGAGCUCAUCCGUCUGAAAGAGUCGCAUGCGCGCGAGCAGAGCCGCGUCAAGGAGGAGCACGCCUCGGAGAUGCGACGGCAGGCCUCUGCUCUCUCACGUGCCGAAGCCGAGCUCGCAGCACUGCAGCUCUCCACCAAGGAGACGAUCAGCAAGCUGGAGGGCGAGCUCGACGGCACGCAGCACGAGCUGGGCAACGCGCGUGCGGAGCUGCGCUCGCUGCGCAGCAAGGUCGAGCGGCUCGAGACGCCGGAUCGCGAUGCGGUGCGCCGCAAGCGCGCCGAGGAGCUCGAGCGCCUCGUGGCGGAGGAGAGGAUGGAAGGAAGCUCGAAGCGCCUCCGCACCGGCUAGCGGGCGCGCGCCAUGAACCGCCGAGAUACCAGCCCUAUCACACCCUGUUUCCCCCUCCUCCGCUUUCGCUCCUCUUCUUCAAUCGUUACGCCUCAUCAUGUCACCUCAUUCACCUCUACGACCAUGCAUUGACACCCCAUUCACCGUGCUU